Messenger RNA from Microthlaspi erraticum, 1014 nucleotides. NCBI's taxonomy places the organism in Eukaryota, Viridiplantae, Streptophyta, Magnoliopsida, Brassicales, Brassicaceae. The record is from the annotation of a GenBank genome assembly.
AUGUCUGAGAACGCAGCCAACAUCAUCAUGGACAACAAGAUUUGCAAAGACGCCCUCGUCUCUGAGUUACAGAAGAAGAAAGUCCAUCUCUUUUACUGCUUAGAGUGCGAAGAACUUGCUCACAAAAUCGCCGCCGAAUCUGAUCAUAUCACCCUUCAAUCCAUCAACUGGAGGAGCUUUGCUGAUGGAUUCCCGAAUCUGUUUAUCAACAACGCACAUGAAAUCCGAGGACAGCACGUUGCUUUCCUUGCUUCAUUCAGCUCUCCUGCGGUCAUCUUCGAGCAGAUCUCAGUCAUUUACUUGCUCCCUCGCUUGUUUGUGGCCUCCUUCACAUUGGUGUUGCCUUUCUUCCCCACUGGUUCCUUUGAGAGAAUGGAAGAGGAAGGAGAUGUUGCAACUGCUUUCACCAUGGCAAGGAUUGUCUCCAAUAUCCCCAUAUCUCGUGGUGGUCCGACUAGUGUCGUCAUCUAUGACAUUCACGCUCUCCAGGAAAGGUUCUACUUUGCUGAUCAAGUUCUUCCUUUGUUUGAGACUGGAAUCCCAUUGUUGACGAAACGUCUGCAACAGCUUCCUGCAAGUGAAAAGGUCAUAGUUGCAUUUCCGGAUGAUGGAGCUUGGAAGCGUUUCCACAAGCUGUUGGAUCAGUAUCCCACGGUGGUGUGCACAAAAGUUCGUGAAGGAGAUAAGAGAAUAGUGAGGCUUAAGGAAGGAAACCCUGCUGGCUGCCACGUUGUUAUCGUGGAUGAUCUUGUGCAGUCUGGUGGUACACUCAUUGAAUGCCAGAAAGUAUUGGCAGCUCAUGGAGCAGCGAAGGUGAGUGCUUAUGUAACUCAUGGUGUCUUCCCAAAGAGCUCUUGGGAGCGUUUCACUCACAAGAACAACGGAUCAGAAGAAGCGUUUGCUUACUUCUGGAUCACGGAUUCUUGUCCACAGACGGUUAAAGCCUUAGGAGACAAAGCUCCUUUCGAAGUCUUGAGCCUUGCCGGAUCAAUUGCUGAUGCUCUGCAGAUUUGA